Molecule: messenger RNA, 687 nt
Organism: Cryptomeria japonica (Japanese cedar)
Lineage: Eukaryota; Viridiplantae; Streptophyta; Pinopsida; Cupressales; Cupressaceae
Product: protein RALF-like 33
Exons: 1
Coding region: 85-456 (123 amino acids)
Source: RefSeq, a predicted model, not a curated record
AAUUCCUGAGGCCCGUUGAAAUCACAUACGCAAGGAAAGAGGGAAGGAACCGAUUUUGCUCCUGUACUAGUCUUUGACGUGGAGAUGGUCGUGGGUUCGAGACUCUGUGCGGGUGCCCUGCUCCUGUUCCUGGUUUUCUUGGCCGGUGUGGAUGGCUCUUUGGGUUCUGCCGGUGCUUUGUGGGGCAAUGCAGAUUUCAUGAAAAUUUCGAAGAAGACGACUUGUGAUGGGUCGAUCGGUGAUUGUUUUCCAGAGGAAGAAAUGUUGAUGGAUUCGGAACUGAACAGGAGGAUUCUGGCUACAACACAGUAUAUAAGCUAUGGAGCUCUGAGAGCGGAUUCUGUGCCCUGCAGUAAGAGUGGGACAUCUUAUUAUAACUGUGGGAGUUCUGGGCAGGCCAAUCCUUACAGCAAGUCUUGUACUCAGAUUACUCGCUGUGCAAGAGAUACUAGCUGAGGGAUUCUCCUGGAUUUCUUUCUUCCAUCCUCAUGAAUUUCUGUCUGUAAGUUAAUAAAAUCCUGUGGGACUUUUUCAGUUUUAUUUUUCCUUCAUGGGUUGUGCUUUUAUUUGCAGGCCUUCUUGAAGGGUUUCUCAUAAAUUUGUAAUACUGAAAGCUUCUGUUUCAGUGUAUGAUUUGCUACCUUAAUUUGAUUUUGUCAUAUAUAUUUGAUGCUGGAAUUUGAUCUA